Molecule: messenger RNA, 756 nt
Organism: Letharia columbiana
Lineage: Eukaryota; Fungi; Ascomycota; Lecanoromycetes; Lecanorales; Parmeliaceae
Exons: 5
Coding region: 1-756 (251 amino acids)
Cellular component (GO): membrane
Molecular function (GO): transmembrane transporter activity
Source: RefSeq, a predicted model, not a curated record
AUGUCUUCACCUAGUGACAAAGAUCUGGCAGUUGUAUCUGGGGAGGAACGAUCACAAGGCUCUUUCACUUCUCCGGAGCAAGAGACACCACCGAAAGCCAACUCCUGGUGGAAGUUUGGUGGUCGCAAUCGCAUCUUCGUCCCAAGUCGGCUCCAGGGGUCGAAGUCCACCUUCAAGGAUUUCCAAGGCGACAGAACGAUCGAUGACGACCACAAUGCUGACGGGAAUGUCUUCUCUGACCCUAGGGCUGUCGAUAUCUACAAGCCAAUUGAGAAGUACGAAGGUCGCCACAGGCUCGACCUCCGUGCAACUUGGUCAGACGAAGACGAGAAGAAAUUCGUCCGCAGGCUUGAUUGGAAAAUCUGUCUACGGGCGUGUAUAAUGUUCUUCGCCUUGCAGCUUGACAGGGGCAACAUCAAUCAAGCCCUGUCGGACAAUAUGCUUGGGUACCUUGGUCUGACUACCGACGAUCACAACAACGGAAUGACAAUAUUCUACUGCUCCUUUCUUUUCGCAGAGCUUCCCUCGCAGCUUGUCAGUAACAAGAUUGGGCCGGAUAACUGGAUGCCUGCUCAGAUGCUCGUAUCGAGUGGCGUCGCAAGCUCGCAAAGCCAUCUUUCAGGUCGCACCACCUUCUUCGUCACUCGGGCGCUUCUGGGGCUCCUCGAAGGCUGUGCUUCAUUUCGUACGCUAGUCGCCGUCAGACAAUGGAAAGCUUACAAGACUCUUUGCUCAGAGGCUUGGUUCCGGAUGUGA